Salvia hispanica is the source of this 1587-nucleotide messenger RNA. Its product is annotated as 5'-3' exonuclease family protein. Gene Ontology annotation, molecular function: DNA binding; 5'-flap endonuclease activity; 5'-3' exonuclease activity. The record is from RefSeq and is a predicted model, not a curated record. Gene Ontology annotation, biological process: DNA replication, Okazaki fragment processing. NCBI's taxonomy places the organism in Eukaryota, Viridiplantae, Streptophyta, Magnoliopsida, Lamiales, Lamiaceae.
UAGAUAAAGCGCGCAGCAGAAAUCUUGAACAUACCCAUCUCAAUGUCAAUGGAUUCUCAUCUGCAUAUUAGCAAACUAACCCAAUUUAUUUCUUCUUGCGACAGUCUUUACCCCGCCAAAAUUUAUUCUCUGCCGUCGUUAAUAUCUGUUCCGAAUUCAAGAACGAAAAAGGCCGAAUCUUGGAGAGUUAUCAAACCCCUGUUUUCAGCUGCAAAUGGCGAGCAGUCGGUUGCUCAAGAAGAGGCCCUUUUACCCCAGCUGCGCAAGAAUGGUGUUUUGAGUGGAAAUGAUGGUGGUAGUUGCUAUGAUAAGAUGCCAAGAAAGAGGAGGGUGUUUUUCUUGGAUGUGAAUCCCUUGUGUUAUAGAGGGAGCACUCCUAGUUUGGACUCUUUUGCUCAUUGGAUUUCUCUUUUCUUCUCCCAAGUCAGCCUCAAUGAUCCUGUUGUAGCUGUCCUCGAUGGUGAAGGUGGCAAUGAGUACCGAAGGCAACUACUCCCAUCAUACAAAACAAAUAGAAAAAAGAUGAUGCAGCAGUUCCCAGCUGCUGAAAGGUCUACUGGAAGAUCGAAGAAACUAGUCAUGGAUGUUCUUCAGAAGUGCAAUGUUCCGGUUGUGAAAAUUGAAGGGCACGAGGCAGAUGAUGUUGUCGCAACACUUGUGCAUCAAGUGCUGCAUAAGGGAUAUCGAGCUGUGAUAGCUUCUCCCGACAAGGAUUUCAAGCAACUCAUUUCAGAAGAUGUUCAGAUGGUUAUACCCGUACAAGAAUUGGACAGAUGGUCGUUUUACACGUUAAAACACUACCUCACUCAAUACAACUGCGACCCACAAUCUGAUUUGAGCUUAAGAUGCAUUUUGGGAGAUGAAAUAGAUGGUGUUCCCGGUAUCCAGCAUCUUGUUCCUGGUUUUGGUCGUAAGACUGCUCUAAAGCUUGUGAAAAAACACCGGUCUUUGGAGAAUUUACUUAGUGCUGCAAGCGUGAGAUCCGUAGGAAGACAAUAUGCACAGGAGGCACUAACAAAAUAUGCUGAUUUUCUUCGGAAGAAUUAUGAAGUUCUCUCUUUAAAGAGGGAUGUAAAUAUCCAGAUUGAUGAGCAGUGGCUGGUCACUAGAGAUGCACAAAACGACUCAAUAAUCUUAUCCAGCUUCACAGAGUUCCUGAAUAAAACUCGUGAUAGAAAAUGGCAGUCUAAAUCUCAGCCCCACGGCUUGAAAGCAGUGACAUAGGUGGAGUUAUAGUCAUUGGUGCUUCUCUUUUGAAUCUUUGCAAGACUCGUAUAGUGCCACUUGCAACAAAGCCACAUAACCUCAUUUAGGAGAUGGUAGACGAGCAAAUGAGUAUUGAUGUGCACAGUUUCUUCUGUGAGGUAUACAUGUAAAGAACACCAAGAAACGAAGCUUUGGGGGCAGUAGUUUUCGGGUGUGAACAUAAAAGCAGGCCGCCUUGAUCUUUUUAGACAGGAAGAUCCCAUGUGAGAAUGUGCAUACAAAUAAGUUAUUUGGGUUAAUUCUUGGAGAUCAAUAUUUAUACAUUUCAUAAUUCAUAAUAAAGUAUAUAUCUUCUGACAGAGCUUCUCUGUCUAGACUCUA